UCAUACUGAUGCUGCUGCUGCAACAAAGACACCACUGCUGCUGCUGCUGCUUCUUCUUCUUCUCCUCCACACUGACCUCCUCCUCCUCCUAUUCCUCAUCCCUCCAUCCUCUCCGUGUGUGUGUGCGUGGACCCACAGAGCUCUGCUCUGCUCUGCGUGGAAACAUCCUCCAGCUGCGGCUGUGCUCUCCUCUCCAGCCCCGACAAUAGACGGGGAUAAUGAGGAGCGUGUGAGGAGCAGCUGCAGCUACACCCCCUCCUCCUCUUCAUCUUCCUCCACGAAAGCGCAGUAAAACGUCGCGUGGACUCUGUUCUUCUUCUCCUCCUCCUCCUCAGUGCAGCCCCGUCUCUGGGUGUCAUGGCUGUGACGUGGGUGCGUCUUGUCUCCGCACUGCUCCUGCUGUCCAUCGUCAGUCCUCGCCUGGCCUCGGCGUCUCCCUCGUGUCCUCUGAGCUGCCGCUGCUACAGUCUCACGGUGGAGUGUGGCUCCACUGGCCUGAGGGACAUUCCCAAACAUGUCCCCGUGUCCACACAGACUGUCUUCCUCCAGGACAAUGUGAUCGGACAGAUCCGUCGACAGGACCUUGUUCUGCUGAAGCACCUGCACUACCUGUACCUGCAGAACAACACCAUCUCAGCAGUGGAACCCGGCUCCUUCCAGAACCAGGGCCAGCUGUUGGAGCUGGCUCUGAACGGGAACCGGAUCCACCUUGUCACGGCUGACAUGUUUAAGGGACUCGAACAUCUGCGCAUUCUCUACCUGGCAAGAAACGACAUCACGCGGCUGCAGGACUUCACCUUCCGUGGAUUACAGCGUCUGCAGGAGCUGCAUUUGCAGCACAACAGCAUCGACAUGAUAGCAGACCAGGCUCUUGCUGGCCUGACGUCUCUGGCUCUGCUGGACCUGAGCCGCAACAACCUUCACACCAUCGGCCCGGCGUCGCUGCGACCUCUCGUCAGCCUGCAGGUGCUGCGCAUCACAGACAACCCGUGGCGCUGUGACUGCGCUCUCCACUGGCUGAGGAGCUGGAUCGACGAGGCGGGCCAGCGGCUGCUCAGCUCGGCAGAACGUCGCCUGGUCUGCACCGAGCCGCCACGUCUGUCUCACCUCAGCCUGGUGGAGGUUCCUCUCAACAGCUUGGUGUGCAUCCCUCCACUGGUGCAGCUGGAGCCCAGGAGGCUGGCUGUGCGGCUGGGAGAGAGCCUCAGGGUGUCCUGCCAUGCCUCUGGGUAUCCUCGACCUCAGGUGACCUGGAGAAAAGCCUCCCAGGGUAAAGUGGCGCUUUCCCCUCGAGGUCUGGUCCAGGAGGUGGGUGCUGGAGGCGGAGCCGGGGCCGGGACACAGGAGCCGUCACAGGAGGGCAGGGUCAGUCUGCAGAAGAAUGGCGCCGAGCGUUUCGACCCCGACACUGGCAGCGGCAUGUUGUUUCUCAGUAACGUGACGGUCGCUCACGCUGGCUUCUACGAAUGCGAAGCCUGGAAUGCGGGGGGCGUGGCCAGGGUGACCUUCCAGCUCGCCAUCAACUCGUCCACUUCCUCCUCGUCCUCAUCCAUCUGGGCCUCGUGGUCCCAAGUGUCCUCACCGUACUCGCCCGUGUGGCCACGGCUGAGGAACCACGGCCCGGCUCCGGGCUCAGACGUGAGCCGGGAGCCACUGUACGCUCUGGGUAGCAUGGCCUUCAGCUCCCUGGGCGCCGCCACGCAGACCGCCAUCGCUGUGGGCAUCUCCCUGCUGGCUCUGACCGCUCUGCUGCUGGUCGCCAUGAUCUACAGCCGACAUCACCAGCGAGAUAAGGAGGCUGAUGGAGCCGAUGGAGAGAAGGAGGAGAGCAUCCUGUACGUGAACGACUACUCUGACGGACCCACCACCUUCGCUCAGCUGGAGGAGUACCGCGACGAGCGCGGCCACGAGAUGUACGUCCUGAACCGGGCCAAACCUGUGCUGCCGCCGGCUCCGCCCACUGCCGUGUCCACCACUAACCGUGGCUGCUCCGCUGCCUCAGACACCUCCAGCCACAGCGUCUCCUCAGAGGCCGCACAGACCCUGACCCCGACCCUGGUCCCCAACAAACAGCAGCAGCAGCAGGGGGAGGUGGACAUACGGACCAUGAGGAGAAUGGCGGGGGAGGGAGGGGAGGCGGAGCCUGUGAUCACAUCAGAGGGUGAAGGGCUGUUUCUAAACCACACGGGUCUGUUCAUGGACUCUCAGAUUGCCUACGAGAUCCACUGCUGAAGAGGACAAGAGAGAGCGAGAGUCCGCUGCAACACAGUGUGUGAGUGUGUGAGAGAGGGAGUGCGUGUCAUAAACACUGGACCAUUAGUCGUCAUGGAGACCAAAACCUGGUCCCAAAGAGGCAGAACAUGACUCAUGUCUGGAUUUGAGUUCAGGUUAUGGUUAUGGUCAAGGUUACACUGCAAAAACAGACUUUCAAAAAUGUAAAAUUGAGAAAAGAGAAAAAUUAUUUACUUUUUACUAAUUUUAAGACACAUUAGAGUCUGAAAAUGUUUAUAUUCAUGCAUUAAGGUUACAUUUUCUAGCCAAGCAAAAUUUGCCUAACUCAAGGGCAAGACAAGACAAUUUACAUCAAAUAAAGAAUAUUUGGCUUAUUUCUGGUAGGGGCUGUUUUACAUUGUAGGGUAAAAAAUAAUUGAAGAAAGUAAAAUAAGCCACAUUUCUGGGAAACUGUUUUUAUUAUUUACCUAAAAAUAAAAAAUAAUCUUGGCAAACAAAUUUUGCACCAGGUAAAUAAUCUUAUUUUAUAUGUAUGUUGUAUAUUGUAUGUGUGCAAAUUCUAAGGUUUAAGAUUUGUAAAGUUUGUUUUUUUCUGACUCAAAUUCACUUAACUCCACCGGCAGAUUCUUUCAGGAAAAUUUACAUUGAUUUAAGAAUAUGUGGCUUAUUUCUAGUCGGGUUGUUUUACAGUGUAGGGGUUAAUGCUCUGCACUGCAAAAAAGUAAUAAGAUAUUACAGCUUACCCAAGCUUUAGUUAUCAGUAACAAAACUGAAAACAAUGGUUGGGAAGAACAAUCAGAAAUGAUAUGGUUUAAAGCUUUACAUUUUAAGACAAAUAUUUGUUUUAUAACAAAUAAUCCACUAGCAGAAGGUAAAUCAGUUUAAGAAUAUUUGGCUUCUUUCUUACAGGGCUGUUUUUGCAGUGUAUUCAGGGAUGUCCAAAUGAAUGGACGUCAAUGUCCUAAGAGGAAUAAUGUGUUUGUGCGUUUUACAGCAAAGACGGCCACGUCCUGCAUCUUCUGAAAUCCACCUUGAACUCACAGAAUCAUUCAUUCGUGUCAUCUCUGAAGGAGAACUGACUUUCUAUGAGACUCUCACAGGAAACGGUUUACAAACCAGCUUUAAGUAAAAGAGCACCAAGGCUUCUUAGUGGACACACUGUGACACUGCAUGUGCUAACAGACACAAAGUGUCCCGCACAGGAACAUGUGGGUUUAGCAUUUAUCAAAGCUACUGUCGUAGCAGAACUCUGUCUCUGUCUUUGUUCUCUGGGGGGGACGUUGUGACAUCUUCCUGUACUGGAGCAUGUGGGAACCCUUUAUGUGCGUUUUUGUACCUGUUGUUAAUGUCUUCAUUUAAAUUGAACACAGUUCAGUGAUGGUGGAACUUUUUAAAAUGAUUUAUUUACCUAUUUAUUCACUAAUUUAUUUAUUUAUCUGUCAUAUCAAAGGGAUAUUUUUACGCAGCAUCUUAAAGCUGUAGUAGGCAGGACUCACUCAAUUCAUUUUCUUCUGCUUUAUCUGACACAUGAGGGGUUGUGAGGGAGCUGGAGCCGAUCCCAGCUGACAGAGCGUGAAAGGUGGGGGUCACGCCCUGGAAAAGUUGCCAAUCCAUCAAAUUGUGAGUGUCCAAUUAACUUCUGCAUGUUUUGGACUGUGGGGGGAAACCGGAAAACACAGAGCAUACCUGGACCUUCUUGCUGUGAGGCAACAGUGCUAGCCACUACUCCACCGAGAGGCAGGAUCUCUGGACAUUAUUGGUUCAAGAAUCAAAAAUGGGAUAGGAUUAGGGUUUCACAAAAGAGUUUGUGAUGAGCGUCAUGUUUUCUUAGUUUUGUGUAAGAUACAUCAUUGCUUGCCAAAUUGUUCGCUGUUUGUCCGACAUGUUAUAGCCAAAGUAUUUUAGCUUGGUUUCACAAAGGGAUACAUAUUGUGUGGCUUUGGUCCAGCUCACUUCCUCCCCGUCCCAUACCACGUUGAAGCCAACAUUGUCAUCUAUUAAUCCAGAUUGUGGUGGUCGGGUUUGAUACUUUAGUGAUAAAGCUUACGAGGCGACGAACACAUUUAUAUCAGAUUAUUGAACGUAAACUUAGGUUUAAGUUGCUAACAGAAGGACAAACUUACCUGUGUCUCUAAAGGCCCUGGUAUACUUCCAUACACAACGUGCGCAUGGCACGAAUUGUGUCAUCAACGCAGAUUUUGGAACUGAUAAACCCGCACUGAUGAAAACAUCCUUGGAGGUAGUAAUAAAGGAAAAGAAACCGGUGUCUCUAUUAGAUCAAAGAUUACAGUUUGGAGUUUCAUCCAGUAUAAUUUCCGGGGGGAGGAUGAGAUACAUUCUAUGAAUAGUAAAGUGCUCUUAUCCUCACUCCUGCUGCCUCUUUGUGCUUGUGAUUCCGUCAGUGUUCAUAUUUCUGUUUGUGCAUUCUAGUUGUUUUUUUUUUUUUUGUUUGAAACGAUGCCUGAAUCUGAAUGCCUCACUCGUUCUGGCAUCUGUUCUGAGUCGUUACUGUUUAAUCAGGUCGAGCAGAUCAGUCACUGUCAAGGACAGUGUUUGUUUUUCCACACGCGACAGCUCAAGUGUCCAACGUCACGCUUUGAGUCAGUCCAUUGGUUUCAGUUGUACAAAGGAAAUAAACUUUGAUUUUUAGAUGAAACCUUUGUUGGGUUAUGUUUGUGAGGAACAAUGAAUUCUACUGACAACAAUGACAUUUUACAGCCAUCAGUCAAGAUCAUUACCACUAAAUAA
Solea solea (common sole) is the source of this 4980-nucleotide messenger RNA. RefSeq names its product leucine-rich repeat-containing protein 24-like. Gene Ontology annotation, molecular function: protein binding. The record is from RefSeq and is a predicted model, not a curated record. Bases 358 to 2232 code for a protein of 624 amino acids. NCBI's taxonomy places the organism in Eukaryota, Metazoa, Chordata, Actinopteri, Pleuronectiformes, Soleidae. The transcript is spliced from 8 exons.